This is a messenger RNA of Penicillium manginii, 366 nucleotides long. RefSeq names its product Polyketide synthase enoylreductase. NCBI's taxonomy places the organism in Eukaryota, Fungi, Ascomycota, Eurotiomycetes, Eurotiales, Aspergillaceae. The coding region runs from base 1 to 366 and encodes 121 amino acids. The record is from RefSeq and is a predicted model, not a curated record. The transcript is spliced from 2 exons.
AUGGGGUCGUGUCCCAUCGUGGUUGAUACCGGCGAGCCAAAGAGAACGAUAUCAAUGGAAAUGGGAGCUGAAGCAUUUGUUGAUUUCCAGGAAUCGAAUGCAAUUGAGGCUGUUCUUAAGAUUGCCGAUGGGGUGGAGCACAUGGCGUGUUUGUUACUGCUCCGGUUGCAUAUAAGGGCCUGCGCCAAUUAUACCGGCGACGGAAUUGGAGCCGUCUACAUAUUUGAAAACCUGACUGUCAAGGGAACUCUUGUUGGUAGCCGAAGUGAUACAGCGGUCGCAUUGGAUUUCGCACGACGAGGCCUGCUCCGCCGGAUCAGUGAGGUCUAUCCAAUCAACCGAUUACCGGAGGCUGUGCAGAAAUAA